AUGACCCUGCUUCUACCGCUUCGACUGAAAGAUCAGCCCAGGAUCGGCUCACCACCCAUGACCGAGCGACCGUUGACAGGGCGAGCGAGCAGAUCGCUCAGAAGAAAGCGACGAUGGGCAAAGUUCUGGCCUUUCUUGAUACUUGCAACUGUGGCUGGAGUGAUCUUCGCGAUCAUCAAGCCUCAAUCGGUCAAGCCUCGGCUCGUCACUGCGCGUCGACUGACGGAGGAUCGCGCAAGACGGCUGUUUGGCAUUUUGCCAUGGCUCGAUCGGGACAGGCCAUUCAGCAAGCCAAACGGACCACAUCCUCGGCUCGCUUCAGCCUUCAGACCGAUCAAUCACACUGCAAUCGUUCGUGGAAAGCAUGCCGAGAAUGGACGAGCAAAGAGAAUUCAGCAUCACGUGAAGGACCUCGGCGACGAAUACGAUCUUCAGCAAGAUCGACACCUCACCGUCGAUGAAUGCGAUGCACUGUUUCCUCAUCUCUUUGACCAGCUCAUCGAAUCGCGCCGGUUUUGGGAACGCAAAGGCGGCAUUCAAGAGCGAUACCUCGAUACGACCGAACAUGGCAUGAAUGCACGUGUCAUCAUCAAAAGCAAUCGAGUGUAUCUGCGCAAGCCUUUCAAUGCGGGUGCAAAAUCACGUACGCAGGCACUGCUUGCUGCAAUAGAAGAAGCUGUCCUCUCGUCUAUUGAGCCAAUACCCGAUGUCGAAUUCGUCAUCAAUAGCGAGGAUAGAGUGGACGCAGCAACGGCGCACACACCAAUCCUCGGAAUGAGCCGGAAAAAGCAGCAAGGGCAUGUCUGGCUCAUACCCGACUUUCGCUUCUAUGCCUGGCCAGAGCCUCAUGUGGGCACCUACCCUGAUGUGCAAGAUCAGAUUUACGCACUCGAAGCAACACAGCAGUGGCACCACAAACGUGCAAAGCUCUUCUGGCGCGGCAAUCCGCCACUCCAUCCGCUCAGACAGGAGCUCAUGACUAAGUUUGCUAAAAGCGCAUGGGCCGAAGUCUCUCCUAUCGACUGGAAGCAUACGACAAAUCUGCUCGCAUUAGCUGAGCAUUGCCAUUGGCGGUAUCUACUCAAUGUAGAAGGCGUGAGCACCGGUGGCAGGCUGCCAUACAUCAGCCAAUGCAAAUCUGUCGUCAUCACGCAUCAAUUAGAAUAUGCAGACAGCAGAUCGCCCCAUCAAAACAUCAUCGAGCUCAAGCGAGCAGGCUGGCAAGACCUCGAGCCCACCAUGCAGGAUCUGCUCAAACACGAUAAGCGAUCGGAGAUCAUCGCAGGUGUCGCGUCACUUUACUGGCGCAAGAUGCUCUCGCCCGCAGCACUCAAUUGCUACUGGCGACGGACGUGGCACGAGUAUGCAAAAGUGCAACGGUUCAGCGUCAACAUGACCGCAACCAAUGUGACGCUCUAUCCCAUAUACGACGCUACAGGUCAGAUGUACUAA
Molecule: messenger RNA, 1452 nt
Organism: Mixia osmundae IAM 14324
Lineage: Eukaryota; Fungi; Basidiomycota; Mixiomycetes; Mixiales; Mixiaceae
Exons: 5
Coding region: 1-1452 (483 amino acids)
Source: RefSeq, a predicted model, not a curated record